AUGACAAGACUAUUCGUCAUCGGACUGGUUGCCGUUGCCUUCGCUUUCUCAACAGUGCAAGUCUCUUCCUUUUCUUCAGGAAAACAUACUUAUUCUCUUCAUGCACAACAAAGACAAAAACAGCAGCACAAGUCUCCUGCUUCGUUUGGACUUCCCAAGGCUAGAUUCGGUAGCGUUGUUGACUUCAGAGUGCAAUCGCGAUUGAAAGUCCCAGCGUCCGCAACCUCAACAAGUCUGUAUUCUGCUGCUGCCGAUCAUUUUCGACAAUCGGGCGCAGUCAAUGGAGCAGCAGCAGCCGCCAAUUUCAAAACCAUUCCGCUUUCGACCAAUCAAGGUAUUUUCUUUGGAUGUCUUUUGGCCAUCACUUCCGGGAUUAUCAAUGGGGCUACCCUCAUGGGACUUUGGUCCAAUAGUCAAGGAACCGCGGCCCUCACUGGUACUUUCACCAAAUCUGCCAUGUACAUGGCCAAGGGCGAAUGGCAAACUUGUCUUUGGUACACCAAGUGCCUAAUUUCUUGGAUGGCUGGGUCCACCAUUGUCGGAUUGUUGAUUCCUGAACCGUCUGCCUUUGAGGUCAAAUAUCCCAAAGGACUGGCCGCGAGUUUGGCGAUCGGAGCUACCUGUUUGUCUUUUGCUGGUCUCAGCAUCGGCGGCCCAUCCUUUGUACUACUAUGUUUAAUGGCACAGGGUAUCCAAGAUUCCGUCUCUUCCAUCAUGACGGCCAAUCUUUGCCGUACGACUCACAUGACAGGAAUCGCUUGCGAUUUGGGAACCUUUUUCGGCCAACGGUUGCGUGGCAACAAGGAUAUCAACCCAACCAAGGUUCGAGCCUUUUCCCUAUUGACUUUGAGCUUUUGCUUGGGAGCAUUUGCAUCGUUUCCAUUGUCUACCAUCUUUGGACCUCGAAUGUUAUUGGGAGUGGCCGGUGCUUAUCUAAGCAUCGCUGCCUCCAUUGGAGUGUACUAUAUGCGUCAGAAGCUUCUUGUCACCUCUGCUUAG
Molecule: messenger RNA, 999 nt
Organism: Cylindrotheca closterium
Lineage: Eukaryota; Bacillariophyta; Bacillariophyceae; Bacillariales; Bacillariaceae
Source: the annotation of a GenBank genome assembly